Cynocephalus volans (Philippine flying lemur) is the source of this 264-nucleotide messenger RNA. Its product is annotated as ATP synthase subunit f, mitochondrial-like. The record is from RefSeq and is a predicted model, not a curated record. NCBI's taxonomy places the organism in Eukaryota, Metazoa, Chordata, Mammalia, Dermoptera, Cynocephalidae. Gene Ontology annotation, biological process: proton motive force-driven mitochondrial ATP synthesis. Gene Ontology annotation, molecular function: proton-transporting ATP synthase activity, rotational mechanism. The coding region runs from base 1 to 264 and encodes 87 amino acids. The transcript has a single exon.
AUGGCGUUAUUCGUACCAGUGAAGAAGAAACUCAUGGAUGUUAAACUAGGAGAGCUGCCAAGCUGGAUAUUGAUAUGGGAUUUCACACCUAAAGGCAUUUUUGGAGCCUUUCAAAGAGGUUACUACUGGUAUUACAACAAGUACGUCAGUGUGAAGAAAGGGGGUGUCGCUGAGGUUUCCAUGGUGCUGGCAGGUUACGUGCUUUUCAACUACUGCCUUUCUUACAAGGAACCCAAGCAUGAGCAGCAACACGAGUACCACUGA